This is a messenger RNA of Myotis brandtii (Brandt's bat), 1235 nucleotides long. It is a transcript of the gene ARFRP1, whose product is annotated as ADP-ribosylation factor related protein 1. The transcript has 7 exons. Gene Ontology annotation, cellular component: Golgi apparatus. Gene Ontology annotation, molecular function: GTP binding; GTPase activity. Gene Ontology annotation, biological process: intracellular protein transport; protein localization to organelle; Golgi to plasma membrane protein transport. Lineage: Eukaryota; Metazoa; Chordata; Mammalia; Chiroptera; Vespertilionidae. The record is from RefSeq and is a predicted model, not a curated record. Bases 33 to 689 code for a protein of 218 amino acids.
UCACACCCGCCUCCGAAAAGCGGGGUGUCCGGAUGUACACGCUGCUGUCGGGGCUGUACAAGUACGUGUUCCAGAAGGACGAGUACUGCAUCCUGAUCCUGGGCCUGGACAAUGCCGGGAAGACGACCUUCCUGGAGCAGUCAAAAACCCGGUUCAGCAAGAACUAUAAGGGGAUGAGUCUCUCCAAGAUCACCACCACCGUGGGUCUGAACAUCGGCACUGUGGACGUGGGGAAGGCUCGACUCAUGUUCUGGGACUUAGGGGGGCAGGAGGAGCUGCAGUCUCUGUGGGACAAGUACUAUGCUGAAUGCCACGGUGUCAUCUAUGUCAUCGAUUCCACAGACGAGGACAGACUGUCGGAGUCCAAGCAAGCUUUCGAGAAGAUGGUCAUGAGCGAGGCUCUGGAUGGUGUCCCCAUCCUGGUGCUGGCCAACAAGCAGGAUGUUGAGCAAAGGGGUGCGCGAGGGCAUCGAGUGGAUGGUGAAGUGCGUCGUGCGGAAUGUGCACCGGCCGCCGCGGCAGAGGGACAUCACGUAGGUGCAGCCGGCACCUGGAGCGCGUACAGCUGGUGCCUGAGCCAGGAGCACACCUGCCAGCUGGAGCCACCAGUCCCGGGGCUGGGGCUGGCUUUGCCUUUGGAUUUUUUCAUUUGCUUUGUUUUUUCUCUAAGACAGACUUUUGUGUCCUGAAAAGUGUAGGUGCCCGGAGGCUUCUGCCAGGGGAGUGGGGGCAGCAAGGCCCACUCAAGGCCUGGUUUUUGGCCCUGUGGGUGCCCUUUGGAGCUGCUUGCCCCAGCCUGGCCUGGGUGGGGCUUCAGGAAGCCCGGUUGGAGGGGGGUUUUCCAUCCACAGCAUGCCCACGAAGCUCGGCCUCUGCCUCCUCUGAUCAUGGAGGUGGGCUGGGAGUUGGUGUCACCUUGAAGGAGGCCUAACCCACAUCCCCGAAGGCCUGCAGGUCCUGGGCUCUGGUGCAGCCCCAGGACUGGCUCGGUGCGAUCUGCCUAGCCAUGUGGACCCUGCUGCCACCACCACCACCGGCCCACGUCAGGGAGCAGAAAGCUGGGAGUGGGAGGCCCCUAGCGCACCUGCCACCACCUGGGACAGCCACGGCUGCCAGCUCAGGGAUGCUCAGGGAUGCGUCAGGGCGUGGGGGUGUUGGGAGGUGGGCUGGGUCCCUAUGUUGCCCCAUUGGUGCCUGUGCUCCCAGCUGAGCGUGAGGGGUGCAUCCCCUUCCAG